AUAAAAAGCCGUGUUCAUCCAGCAGUUGUCAUCAGUUUCGUUUGCCCGCAAAUCCAAACAGCCAAAUCCACCAAGAUGUUCAAGUUCUUCGCCGUCGCCCUCUUCGCCCUGAUUGCCUGCGUGGCCGCCAAGCCCGGAAUCGUGGCUCCUUUGGCCUACUCCGCUCCUCUGGUGGCAGCUGCUCCGGCUGCUGCGGUUUACAGCCGGGAAUACCACGGAAACUUCGCGGCUCCCUACGUGGCAUCUCCCUAUGUGGCUUCCCCCUACGUGGCUUCUCCCUACGUGGCGUCUCCCUAUGUGGCGUCUCCGUAUGUGGCAUCUCCCUACGUUGCUGCCCCCUACACCGCUCCUCUGCUGCUGAAGAAGUAGGAUGGAUGAUCCAGGCUUUAACGAAAUCUAUAGGACAACUCAAACCGAAAUAAAAAAAAUAAUAAAAGUAUUAUAAAAAUCGAAA
Molecule: messenger RNA, 454 nt
Organism: Drosophila simulans
Lineage: Eukaryota; Metazoa; Arthropoda; Insecta; Diptera; Drosophilidae
Exons: 1
Coding region: 76-369 (97 amino acids)
Source: RefSeq, a predicted model, not a curated record